Molecule: messenger RNA, 6742 nt
Organism: Onychostoma macrolepis
Lineage: Eukaryota; Metazoa; Chordata; Actinopteri; Cypriniformes; Cyprinidae
Product: nuclear factor 7, brain-like
Exons: 6
Coding region: 205-1614 (469 amino acids)
Molecular function (GO): protein binding; zinc ion binding
Source: RefSeq, a predicted model, not a curated record
GUGACUAGACUUAUGAUUUCUCCUUUGCAUAUCAUACAGAAAGCUUAAAAGGAGUGUUGUGGAGAUCAGAGGAGGACACUAUAAAUGAGGAUUUUGGUGAAGUGUUUUGAAGAGAUUUUGAUUUUGAUUGUAAUUGUUAUUUACUUUUCAAAGCAAAGUUCAGAAAGUGAAAGUAAAUUGUAAGUCGUUGCAGAAGAAGAGGAAAUGGACUCAAAAUCUGUGGAAGAGCUUUCUUGUCCCGUGUGCUGUGAAAUUUUCAAGGAUCCUAUUAUUCUGUCCUGUAGUCACAGUAUUUGUAAAGAGUGUCUUCAACAGUUCUGGAAGACCAAGAAAACUCAGGAGUGUCCCGUCUGCAGAACAAGAUCCUCAAAACAAGAUCCUCUGUGUAAUCUAGUGUUAAAAAACUUGUGUGAUUCACUGAUAAAGGAGAGAAAUGAGAGGCGUUCAUCAGGAUCUGAGGAGAUCUGCAGUUUACACAGUGAGAAACUCAAACUCUUCUGUCUGGAGGACAAACAGCCGGUGUGUUUAGUGUGCAGAGACUCAGAGAAACAUGUCAAUCACACAUUCAGACCCAUCAGAGAAGUGGUUUCAUCUUACAAGGAGGAACUGAAUACAGCUCUGACAUCUUUACAAAAUAAGCUUGAAAAUGCAGACGAAAUGAAAGAAGAGUGUGAUAAAACAGUGCAACACAUCAAGUCUCAAGCUGAGCACACAGAGCGUCAGAUUAAAGAGGAGUUUGAGAAGCUUCAUCAGUUUCUCAGAGAUGAAGAAGAAGCUACAAUCACUGCACUGAGAGAGGAAGAGGAGCAGAAGCAGCAGAUGAUGAAGGAGAAGCUGGAGGAGAUGAACAGACACAUCUCAGCUCUUUCACACACAAUCAAAGACACGGAGGAGAUGAUGAAAGCCAGCGACGUCUGCUUUCUGAAGGACUUUAGCAUCACAAUAAAAAGAGUCCAGAUCUCACAGCCGGAUCCACAGAUGAGUUCUGGAGCUUUGAUUCAUGUCCCACAUUACUUGAGUAACCUGCGGUUCAGAGUCUGGAAGAAGAUGCAGGAGACUCUCAAACACACUCCAUUGACUCUAGAUCCAAACACAGAAGGUCAUUGGCUCACACUCUCUGCUGAUCUGACCAGUGUGUCGUACAAUGAUUUGCGUCAAAAUCUUCCUGAUAAUCUGGAGAGGUUUGACUUUUAUCCAUGUGUUCUGGGAUCUGAGGGCUUUAACUCAGGAGCACACUGCUGGGAUGUGGAGGUUGGAGACAAUACAUACUGGAGUCUUGGAAUAACCACAGCAUCAAACCAAAGGAAGGGAGAGGUUUUCUUUAACACUGAUGUCUGGUACUUUCGGUACAUAAACAGCGAAUACUACUCACAAUCCCCAGAUCAACCCUCGACUCACGUUACAGCUAAAGAGAAGCUGCAGCGUGUGAGAGUUCAGCUGGACUGUGACGGAGGAAAGGUGUCCUUCUCUGAUCCUCUAACUAACAUUUGUCUGUGCUCAUUCACAACAACCUUCACUGAGACUGUCUUUCCAUUCUUAUAUAAUCGCUGCGCAACUUUGCCUCUGAGGAUCUUACCAGUUAAACUGAUUGUAACAACAGAAAAUCACAAUUAAUUCUGCUAAUUCUGAAUCUAAAUCUGUUUUUUUUUUUUUGUUUGUUUGUUUUUAAAACAACAACACUGUAAUCAGUGGGAAAUGGGUCUCAUUCUUCAGUCACAUUUAAAUUAAUUGUACACGAAGAUAUAGAUUAUAUAGAAAUUAAAGAAUAAUUACGGUAACACUUUAUUUUAAGAACCAAUUCUCACUAUUUAGUUGUUUAUUAGCAUGCAUAUUACAAGCAUGGCUGUUUAUUAGUACUUAUAAAGCACAUGUUAAUGUCUUAUUCUGCAUGACCAUAUUUUAGAUCCUUAAUCAUAACUCAUUCCUGAAUUUAACAACUACCUUAGCGAAUCCGUAUUCGGAAAGGCGCAGAAAACAUGGGGGGACAUGGUUAGCCACUUGCUAGCAGUAGCCUGUUACAUUACAGUACAUAAAAUUUCACUUACCACAUAAACAGAGAGGUAAGGAGAGAUGACCGAUAGGACGAUGGUGAAUGAUUUGCAGAUCCUGAGCAACACUGACAAACAUCUAAUCUUGUGAAAUGUGUCGUAAGUAGUGCCGCUCCGUAGUAGAUUAGGCUCCAUGUGAUCGUGAAACUAAAAAGAAAACGUGCAUUCAUAAGUGAUUUCAAUGUCCCGCAUAUUAAUAACGGCUCCCUGAAAGCACUGAAAUAUAUUUAUCUCGUAUAUAUCAUAUUUAUUCCCUUUACGGUUGCCGUAAUACACAUCAUUACCUUUCCGAAUACCGUAUUCGGAUUUGGGCACAUCCCUAUUACUAACUAUUAAUAAGCAGCAAAUUAUGAGUUUAUUGAGGCAAAAGUUGUAGCUAAUAGUUAGUUAAUAGUGAGAAUUGGACCAUAUAAUAAAGUGUGACCUAAAAUUACAUUAGUUAAUUGGUUGUGAGAAAAUAUCAACACAGGAACUGAAACUGUGCUCAUCAAACUCUCUAUAGAAUUGAUAUAAGGUGUGAACAUUGUAUAGUCUAAUAAAGUAUAUUUGAGUAUUAACAGUGUUGUUGUCUAACCCAUGAUUUAACAAAUAUAAAUUCAGUGCUACAGUAAAUAUGAGUAUUCAUCAGGGGUAGCCAAUCCUACUCCUGGAAAGCUACCUUUCUGCAGAGUUCAGCUAAAACCCUGCUCCAACACACCUGCCUGUAAUCUUUAAGUAAAUUUAAACAUAGGUUAGAUUAUUAUAAUUGUUUAAACAGUUUUGAGUUGUAAGGAUCCACCCGCUAGUCCAAACAACGGAAUCCAGCGGCCUGGUCGAAGGCUUAGUGCAUGUUCGGUCUUUUACUUGCGCUUCUGAAUUUAUCAGGAUUUAGUUUCAAUUUUGACCUAGCUCCAAUUCUGAUCUGACUCCAAUUCCAAGUGAUCAUUAAAUUUAGACUAAUUAAAAAGUGAUCACAAAUAUCGCUUAUAUAUUAAUUUAGAUAUUUGAUUAUUCUGACGUGCCUACUGCUCCGUUCAUUCACGAGCCUUCAGUUUGAUCUAUCCUGGCCGUAGAUUUGCGGUAACAAAAGCCUCCUCACAGUCUAAUAGUCAUAAUGAUUUCAGGACAGUUCAGAAUAAAUCAAAUAUAACAAUUUAUUAUUAGUCAGGUAAACGUGUCGUGCCAAUUACAUAAAACAAUAAGAAGCCAAUUCAAAAAUAAGAAAAUACAUAAUAUCAGUUGUUCAAAGAUGAAUCUAAGAGUAAAAUGUUUACCUGAAUUCAAGAAGAAAAUACAUAGUAUGGAACAUAUUAAAUACCCUCCACACUACGGGCUGAUCUGACUACAAAUCGCCCCGACUGAUUUGCAACUUUCCCUUAAAUACUACCAGAACAAAAGGCUCAUAAACAUUUAUUCUCUGCCCCAAAACAGAUUAGAUCUGUGUAUGGGGGAUGAGAAGCCUCAGGAAGAGAUGUUCUCACACCUGUAGAGCAAUGUUUAUCAGGUUUUGAAUGGAGACCGCCCACACAACAGAGGUACAGAAUUCACUUAAGUUUUCAAUAUUUCUCAUAAUACAAGUGACUACUGUGAAAUUGAGACCAGUUUACCCAUCGCACCGAUACCUUUAAAAUGAUACCAAACAUGAAAGAGAAAAACAACAGGUUCACAAGAUACAUGAUAUGUGGUAUUUGCAUAUUCUUAAUGAACUUUGAGUGAACCCUUUUGGGGAGAAAGAGGGAGAUGCAGAGAUGGCAGGGUGAAGAAGGGGGUCGUAAAUGAUCAAAGAAGAUAAGUUUGGUUAGGGUGGUGUUGUCUGUUCUCUUUGGAGAUCUUUUGUUGUCUUUGGAGAUCUCUUCUCCAGGUUAGUUUCAUGGUUUUAUUGCAUGGCAUCUGUGAGUUCCUGAGUUAAUUUCAUAAAGGAAAUAAUUUCACUCCCUACAGUCCAUCCCUUGGUGCCUUGGGGCAAACGUUGAGUGGUACCUAAGGUACCAUAAGGAAAUUAUUUCCGUAUGAUGUUCAUUACUGCCAAAGUCUUUGCAGAGUGGGCAGCACUAGUUGAUACAUGCAGGAGCGGAGUGGUCACCUGAAAGAACAGCAUUAAGGCAGGUUGAGGAAAACACUGCAGAAAUCACAUCAGUGACAUGCCCAGUCUUUUGAGCAUAAGCAUCCUUUGUUGCUGCAGUCUUUUGGUCAGGUGUGUUUCCACCUGCACUGGCUGUGAAGGUAAUCAGUUUGUAGGAUUACUUCUUGUAUCAGGUCCGUUGAGUUGAUCAAGCAAGUUGAAAGUGUCCUUCUAUCUGUGUCCAGUGCCGUCUUCCCCAGGAUGUUUAUCUGACCCACUGAGAAGCCUUCAGUCACCUUCAGGUAGAAGGUGUGAUUUGCCAAAUUUGUCAGAUCUUCAUAGGUGAAGGAAUCAUUUCACUGACGAUACUCCAAUACAUGCAAGACAUCUAAACGACUUCUGAAUGACCAUGCAAUAACUAAACACUCAUGACUUUGGUGAUGUUGUGGGAUGAAAAGAGGGUUAUAAGAUAAACAAAAAUACAUAAAAUAACAAUCAUGUCAAAAGUGCGAGUGGUAAAUAAGGUCUCCAUUUUUCAGAGUCAAAUAUUUAGUGGACAGGUCCCAUUCGGUUGCCAGAUUGUUUAUUACCACUAAAUAUUGUAAUUUGGAUGUAGGUUCUUGGUCUGGGUGAAUAAAAGGGAAGUAGCAAAAUCAGUAUAACCAGUAUAUUUACCAGUGGUAUGCAUAAUUAAAAUAUGUCACAUACUUAAACAUAAAAAUAUACAAUUUCAUAAUUACUAUCAUAAAAUUGUCUAUAUUGUUUUAAUUGCGAAGCAUUAAUGCAGACCUAAGGUUUCAACUAGGUCAAUCAGAGAAUGAAAUUAACAGAAAGAUUUAAAAUCUGUAGUUUAACUUUUUCAAUCAUUCUCUGUGCAUUUGAUGUGCACACUAAGUCACACUUGAUAAUGUAAGUUUGAGUGUUCAUAUCAGAUCUCAUUUAUUUGGAUAAAUUUGCAUUGCCAUUAGACAUAUGCUGCAAACUAGUGGGCCCCCUAGUUCACAACAAUGCCAAUGAUUGGACAUGAUAAAUAUUUUGUCUUAAGAGACCAGCUGUAUUGCUGAAUAGGUCUCAUCUUAGAAUUUGUAAACAUAAUUUGAAUCAAUUGAUGUGUGACUGUAGCCAUGCAAGUCCUAUGCACAUUACAGUGUUUACAUACAGUACGUUCAUAAGACCAUACAAUUUGCACAAUGUUUUAAAAUUGCAAAAAUGUUUGCCAUAAUUGAAAUUAAAUUAUAAAAAAAUAAUUUCCUUUGACCUAUAUGUAUGAAGUCAAUAAUGCUUGAUAGGUUUGAAUGAUGCGAGUAAUUUAGACCUGAAUGUCCUUAUGUUCAAUACCUAGUAAGCAUAUUGUGCAGUUGCAAUAAUGAAAGUGUGUUCUGUAUGUUUGUGUGUAGGAGAUGGGUGAUGUCUAGCCUACCAUAAUCUGUGUUGUAAAAUUUUUGUUCCGGCACUACACCGGGAGGUCAUGUAACUAUUUGUAUAUUGCUAUGAGAUGUGAAUGGCCCCUUGAAGUAUCUACACCCCCGUCUCCUUGUUGUGUGCGUGCAAGUUGUUGUAGGUGGGACCAGGCACUCUUGUGGAAUUUGUCCCUCAGAGAUGGCAGCAGUCAGUCUGAAAGGGAAACAGACAGAGAGAAAAACAGCCUAAUCUUGAGCCUUUUUACAAUUUGCUUGAAGACUGGUGGAUCUUAAUUUUCCUGUAAUGGCCACAGCCAUACAGUUGUUGCAGAUGGUUGUGAUCCAAGAUUGCAUAUCAUCAGGAGCAAAUUUGUUUUAGUUUACAAAGGCAUAUAUCAUUAUCAUGAUCAUGUUUUGCAAACAAAAGUCCAAAGUAAACAGUGUUAAUGGUCAGAUCUGGAAGCUAGUGUUUCAGCACCGUCUAAGCAUGUUGCACCUUAAGCGGCUGCUACAGCUGAGUUUACGCAGUCUGCUGUGUUACAGGCAUCAUGACACCCAGAUCUGCUGGGAAAUUUAACUUCUAAAUGCUACUGUUUACAUUAGUCAGAUCUGUUUUCAGGGCAUUAGCUUGCCAGUUCUGGUGCUGCAAUGUUAGCUUAGCAAUUAAUAUUUUCUUAUUCUCUUCAUAAAUUUGACCAUUUCCAUCUCUGCAGUCUGUAAAGACUUGUGAAUUUCUGCCUGAUUUUAACAUUACACACAACUUUAAUCACAUGUCCAGUAAAAAUGAGUUCUCUGAUCAGAUUCCAUAUGCGCUGUCCUUCCCAGAGAAGAAUAGGGAUGGGCGAUAUGGGCUUAAAAGUAUAUCAUGAUAUUUCUGGUAUUUUAUUGCGAUAACGAUAUCAAUGACGAUAAUUCAGGGAAUCCUGUUUCUUUAGAGAAAAGUAUUAUGUUUCCUAUUUUUACUCAGAAUAGGGUGUUGUGAGCAUUACUGAGUACAUGUUUUGACUGUUUAAUUCACACUGGAAACUCCACAUAUGUUUAUCUAUGUUCUUCAAUUAUGGGUAUUUUUUUGAUAAGGAAAUUAUAUGUAUAAUGCAAUGCUAAUCGACAUGGCCUUUAUCACUGUAUAUAAUACUAUCAUUCUGUAAUAUGAAACCAUUUCUGGUCACAAAAAGAAGUUAAUUCAAACACUCAACUAUGUUAUUAAGUUAAUUUGGACAAAAAGCAUGUCAAUAAAUGAUAUCUUUGUUGGA